Molecule: messenger RNA, 2230 nt
Organism: Striga asiatica
Lineage: Eukaryota; Viridiplantae; Streptophyta; Magnoliopsida; Lamiales; Orobanchaceae
Source: the annotation of a GenBank genome assembly
GGCCACGUCGCCUUUUUCGGACCAUGGGAAAUUUUUGUUUUCCUAUUUUUUCAGCGUUUGGUCUUACCUUCGGAGUUAAGACACCUUCUUAUCUUCUUUUUCUUCAUUAUCGUUCUCUAUCUACUCUCGCUCCCAAAAUAUGGCGUCGACUCUAUCAUCUGCUAUCUUGCGCCUCCCUCUCUCCUCCACUUCAUCCGUCGCUUGCUCCCUUCUCCCCUCCGCCGCAUUCACCAGUCACAACCAUGUUCCAUCAUAUCUCCGCCAAACGACCCCUCUGUCCUCCCUCUACUCACUCACCGUCGUCGACGCCCUAGAGAAGGCCAUCCAUGUCGGCAAUAAAUCUAGAUCCUAACCAUCUCUGAUGCUCAGAAGCUCGUCCAGUACAUCGAUGGUUAAUUCCUCUCCCGAAAGCAAGUGCCCGUCCAAAUUUGCCAACCGUAGCCUCCGAAGAGGUGAGCCCGCCAACGUUUGCCGGCCACUUCGCGACUUGUGAUUGCAUUUCUGCGCGAAUCGGGCCUCGAGAAAACGCUGUUGCACGAAACCCUCGUGUUGUUAUGCUUUGUCUUCUUAUUUGCUUCACUGAAAUUUCGUUUUCUUCUUUUUUGGAUUUGUAAAAAUAUAUUUUCCUGUUUUUUGAAAUGUUAGUUUUGAAGGAGCUGGUGAGUGAGGCCACGAAAUAUGUGUUUCCAAGUAGGAAAUUUGAGAGCAGAAGCUUUGAGAAAGCAUUGAUAUCGGGUGGUCUUAGCAUACGAUCAUUUCUUGAUCUUGAGACGGUGGAGUUUUAAGUUCUGAAACGGAAGGAGUUGUAUUAGAUAAGAAAAGUCGAGUAUGUCCAUGAAGUUUUGCAGGCUGGACAGCGCGACUACCAUCGAUCCAAAUCCUCAACGACUAUCAGAGGAGAGCUUACUAAAGAAGCGAUGAAAAGUGAUCCAACAAAAUCAGUAAUUCUCAGUGUCUCUACAAUCUUCUGCGGUCGAGAAAAAAGUUAAAUUAUGUGUUUCAAAUUUUAGGAAGAGGAUGAGAUAGCAUUUGUUGUUCGUAUUCAUUUUUUUUUUUUUAAUAAAAGGUUAGGUUCAUUUUGACUCGCACAAUUUUAAUUGAACCGUACUGGUUGGAUUCUGAACUUCUAUUUACAUCUACAUAGUUGAUCUAACUUUAAGAUUUACAUUUGAUCUAACUUUAAGAUUACAAGUCGUUCUGUUUAUGAUAAUCAAUGUAGUUUGAAGUCGUGUAACUAUAAUUAUGGUUUUAUUUGAUAAUAGCCUAUUGGAUCUUUCUUUGUAUUGUCUGCAUAUACUUUGACAGGGAAUAAAGGUUACAAAGAGUAGCUGCUGGAGGUCCACUCUUAGCUGGCAAAGCCAUUUUGAGCACCAGGCAUUUUGGGGGUUGUAAGCCAGCCAUUGGCAUGCAGUUCUCCCAGUCGUGAUGCAUCUGCUGCUGUGCAUAACUCGAAAUUGGUACUGCUCGGCGUUUGGUCACUCAAAAGAAGAAUAUUGAGGUUGAAUCAGUUUGUGCUGUUGGGAAAUCUGAUUUUGAAAAGACAAGCAAGUAUUUCCGUGCAGAUUCAGAUGCUUGACAAGGAACAAGAUGAAGAUGAUAAGGAUCUCGACUUCUAAGCUCUAAAAAAUGGCUUUCAUAUCUAGACAAGUCGUUGUUGCUCCAUUCUCACCCUUCGUGCAUUUAGAUUCAGAGACUAAGACUGCAGCUUCGAAUUGGAUUUUGAAUAAGCAAAUGGUGAUUGAGGUUGUUUACAUGCUAUUUAGAUUUUACUCUAAUUUUGACGUUCGCCCAUCAAAAUGCCUGAUGGACAAUGAGAUGUCGAAUGAUCUGGAAAAUUCCAGCGUGGGUGAAGACAGAAAGCUAUUUAAGCUUGUAGAUAUAAAUCACGAAGCUCGGGAUUCAAGGGUAAAACUAAAAUCAUUACGAACUCUCCACGCGCGGCAUGUCUGUUUCAAAGGUGAGGAGAAGAAAACUUGGUAGUUUGUAAGUGGGUAAUAGUUAUUUGGACAAUUUUUUAUUCUGGAAUUUUUGGCUAAUUGUUGUGCUUUGGACUUGGAUUAUAUUGCGGACUGAUGAAAAAUCGGGAUCCAAGAUGGGAAGACAAGUUUCAGUUCGUAAUUUUGAGCGGGAAAAUAUUUUUAUUUCUAUUGACACAAUUUCAGAAGUUUCAGUUCGUAAUGGACCAAUCUUUGUUACAAUAAUUGACAUAAUUUUGAGCGGGAAAAUAUUU